Beta vulgaris subsp. vulgaris (sugar beet) is the source of this 760-nucleotide messenger RNA. RefSeq lists its product as hypothetical. The record is from RefSeq and is a predicted model, not a curated record. NCBI's taxonomy places the organism in Eukaryota, Viridiplantae, Streptophyta, Magnoliopsida, Caryophyllales, Amaranthaceae. Bases 71 to 493 code for a protein of 140 amino acids. The transcript has 3 exons.
UAGAAUCAAAUCUUUCAUUAUCAUAAACUCGAUCAAAUCAAAACGAAAUUGAAAGAAAUUUUUUAAAAAAAUGGCUACAAAUCUCAACCCAGCUUAUGCUUAUACAGUUGUUUACGUUAAAGACGUUGCGAAAUCUGUAGCUUUUUAUGCUAAGGCAUUUGGCAUCAAUGUUCGCCGUUUAGACAAUUCCCACAGGUGGGGAGAAUUGGAAAGUGGACAGACCACAAUAGCGUUCACCCCAAUCCAUCAACAUGAGACUGAUGGGGUCACAGGCCAAGUCCGAGUACCUCAUUCCAACAAUGAAAGAGGCCCAAUUGAGGUCUGUUUUGAUUUUGCUGAUGUCGACGCUGCUUUCAAGAUGGCAGUGGAAAAUGGAGCCGAAGCAGUGAGUGAACCGGAGCAAAAAGAAUGGGGUCAGAAGGUCGGAUACGUUCGUGAUAUCGAUGGCAUGGUUAUUAGGCUCGGGAGCCAUGUUACACCCCCUAAACAUUAAUGUCCUAUAACCAUAGUCUAAGGUUACGUCGUGUGAGUCCAUGUAGGUUUGAAGAUGCAUAGUGUGUAAGGAUAGCCUACGCCUAACAGGUUCAUAUGCCAAUAUGUCAUUUACUUCGUAUGUCACUAAAAGUUAUGCUUUUGUUCUUGAGUUGUCUUAUGAUAAGGAAAUAAAUGGAUUUACGUGAAUUGUAAACUUUAUGUUUGGACAUAAUGGUGAUUGUUGUGACUUAUGAUAUAGCGGUGAUAAAAAUUUGUAAGUUUGACA